AUGGAAAAAAUAACAGCAUUAAUCGAAAACCUACAGAAAAAACUCGACGACCAGACAAAAGAAAUAAGGGAAAUGAAAGAUAGCAUACCAAAAACAAUAAACGACAACAUCGAUAUAAAAUUUGAAAAUUUGGAGAAGAAUAAAUACAACACUCUAGAAAAAACUCUGGAAAGCCAAGGGCACCGUAUUCAACAGCUUGAACGUAUAUCCAGGAGAAGAAAUCUGGUAUUCUUUGGAAUAGAGGAGAACGAAAAAAGUUACGAGGAAUUACAGGAUAAAUUAAUAACAAUCAUAAACGACAAUAUGCAAAUAAUCAUUAAAGAAGACAGUAUAGAAUACUUGAAACGAUUAGGAAAGCCACAGGAAGGAAAAGUUCGGCCUGUAACUGUCACAUUUAGCUCCAUGAUAAAUAAAAUUAAACUCCUGAAAAAUAAAAAAGCUCUAACAACAACACCAUACUAUAUCAAGGAAGAUUUCCCUCCGGACGUGCUAGAAGAGAGAAAAAAACUGAGUAAACAAUUGAAGGAAGAACGAGAAAAGGGAAGAACGGCGUUUAUAAAAUAUAAUAAAUUAAUAAUACUACCAGAAAACAACCAAACAAAUAGCCAGAAGAACAACAAUAAUCAUAGAAAUCAAAAUAAAAGAAAUCUUUCAGAAUCACCAGAGUACAGAGUAGACGCGUCUCAUAACACACACCGAGCUCCUGCAAUUAAGUUCCAAAAAACACGGAACUCUACUAUGGACAGUUACGUAAAAAGACACAUCAACCAUACGCCCCACACCUCUGAUGACUCUACCACUGAUACGAACGCCAUGCCACUCCCAUCUGCACCAUGA
Messenger RNA from Leguminivora glycinivorella, 837 nucleotides. Its product is annotated as proline--tRNA ligase-like. The transcript has a single exon. Lineage: Eukaryota; Metazoa; Arthropoda; Insecta; Lepidoptera; Tortricidae. The record is from RefSeq and is a predicted model, not a curated record. The coding region runs from base 1 to 837 and encodes 278 amino acids.